Messenger RNA from Nanorana parkeri, 960 nucleotides. RefSeq names its product olfactory receptor-like protein OLF1. The transcript has a single exon. Bases 1 to 960 code for a protein of 319 amino acids. Gene Ontology annotation, molecular function: olfactory receptor activity; G protein-coupled receptor activity. Gene Ontology annotation, biological process: G protein-coupled receptor signaling pathway. Gene Ontology annotation, cellular component: membrane. NCBI's taxonomy places the organism in Eukaryota, Metazoa, Chordata, Amphibia, Anura, Dicroglossidae. The record is from RefSeq and is a predicted model, not a curated record.
AUGGAACCAUACAACCAAACUCUAACCAGCUCCUUCAUCCUUCUUGGCCUCUCGAGCGUCCCGUACCUUCAGGUCAUCUACUUCCUGAUCUUCUUCCUCAUUUACAUCAUCACAUUGUCAGGAAAUGUUCUCCUCAUUGUACUGGUGAGGACGGACAACCAGCUGCAGACCCCCAUGUACUUCUUCCUCACCAACCUCUCCUUCAUUGACAUCUGCUUCUCCUCCACCAUUGUGCCCAAACUCCUUGUAAACACCGUAUCUCAGGACAGAAGCAUUUCCUUCCUGGGAUGCGCCUCGCAGAUGUACUUCUCCCUGGCUCUCGGGGCCACCGAGUGCAUCAUUUUGGCGGUCAUGGCCUACGACCGAUACGUGGCCAUCUGCAUCCCUCUACGGUACCAGGUGAUCAUGCGCCGGAGCUUCUGCCUUUCUCUGGCCGCUCUCUCAUGGACUGUCAGCUUCCUGAACUCUGUGAUCCACGCCGUCCUCACCUUCCGGCUCCCCUACUGCAAGUCCAACCUGGUCCGGCACUUCUUCUGCGAGAUGCCACCACUCUUCCGGCUCUCCUGCAGCGACACCUUGUUCAAUGAAGUUGCCGUCUACAUCUCCGGGGGGCUCAUCGCUCUUUGCUCCUUCCUGCUGACCCUGACCUCCUAUUUCCACAUCAUCUCCACCAUCCUGACGAUCGGCUCCAACAAAGGCCGAUCCAAGGUCUUCUCCACCUGUGGCUCCCACCUGGCCGUGGUCUCCCUCUACUAUGGCGCCAUCGCCUUCAUGUACCUACGACCUCGCUCCAGCUACUCCCCGGACCGUGACCGGGCAAUUUCCAUGCUUUAUACCGUGGUGACCCCCAUGCUGAAUCCCGUCAUCUAUAGCAUAAGGAACAAAGAGGUCAAAGGGUCAUUGAAACGGAGGCUGGCCAGGAGGAGGUCUAUGUGGUGCCAUAGGACAACAUACAUCUAA